This is a messenger RNA of Cydia amplana, 1572 nucleotides long. Its product is annotated as zinc finger protein 486-like. Lineage: Eukaryota; Metazoa; Arthropoda; Insecta; Lepidoptera; Tortricidae. Gene Ontology annotation, cellular component: nucleus. The transcript is spliced from 9 exons. The record is from RefSeq and is a predicted model, not a curated record. Bases 60 to 1400 code for a protein of 446 amino acids. Gene Ontology annotation, molecular function: zinc ion binding.
GUAUAUAAAAUGAAAUUUUUGAGACAAUUUGUGAAUUAACAAGGUGUUUUAUAAACAAAAUGGAUUCAAUAAAGCUUGAGAUGGGAUCUGAAGACCUGCAGGCGUGUCGUAUAUGUCUGGCUACUGAUGUUAGACUGUUCGGAAUAUAUGAUAACAGAUUGGAUGAGGUAUUCGUCGAUGUUAUGGGUACUACGUUGUCAGUAUGGGAUGGGCUCCCUCAGCAUCUGUGCGGCUCGUGCGGCAUGCUGCUGCUGAAGAGCAGCGAGCUGCGCUGCCGCUGCCGUCGCGCCGAGCUGUUACUGCGUCAGUACACGCACACGAUCACCACAGACUUCAUCCGAACCAUAGACAGAGUAGCCAACAAGCUUUCCCUCCAUCUCUCCAUCACCAAAACAAACUCUGACACAGACACCAUACUCGACACAGAAACAAAACUCGACACAGAAACGAAACUCGACACAGACUUGAAACUCGAUGACAAACAAGACAGUGAUGAAAAUGACUCACAAUCGGUGUCAGUUUUUUGCGAACCCGAAAUAUUUGUGAGCGACGUGAAAUAUUCACAAGUUAUAGCCACAGACAUAGACAUAGCAAACCGUAUGACGUUACGGAAACGAGUUAAAACUGAAAAGAGGAGAAAACAAAAAGUGAAGGAAGCACCUAGAAAACAAAAGAAGGGUUUCAAAUGGUUUUUCAGUACGGAGGAGGAUUAUGUUAAAUUUGAGAAUAAGUACAACAUUAGGGUGGUGAAGUUGGAUGAGGAGGGACAGAGACGGGAGAUGGAGGGAAGGAGAGAGUCGGAGAACUAUAGACACGCGCAUGUGCGGUGCGAGAAGUGCUGUAAAGGGUUCCUGUCUAUGAUCACGUUUGAGAACCACAACAAGAUCCAUGACCCGAGUACCGGCGCGAACGAGUGCCCGCUAUGUUUCUCGCGGUACAAGUUCCCGACGCACCUGCGCCAGCACGUUGUGGAGAGCCACGCGCAUAAAUAUGUGUGCAAGGUGUGCGACCAGGUCAUACGGCGGCGAAGCGCCGCCAUGUUGCACUCUGCGUUCCACGCGGGCAGGACGUUUGAGUGCAAAUACUGCGGACGGACAUUCAAGAAAUCUUCAACCCGCUAUACACACAUGCGUAUUCAGCACCCCGGGGAGAACGCCUCCGGGGGCGCCUGCGAUGUGUGCGGGGAGACCUUCACCGGAGCCCUAGGGCUGCAACAGCACAAGACGAGGAAACACAAUAAGCCCGCAGUGCCAGAGCUGAAGUGCAGUGUCUGCCUGGUUCAGUUCGCGAGUUUAGACGCCGUCGCAAGACACACAGACACCACGCCCGACAGCACCUGCGAUCCUAGUCUCAAUGUAACCAACCGUUCGCAACGAAGUCUUCUCUCAGCACGCACAUAGACCGCGUGCACUUGAAGAUCAAACCGCGAUAUAAGCUCAUAUACAAGUACAGUGCGGCGAGACGAGCGCAACUAGACGAAUACAUGUGCGAGACCUGCGGCAAGGGGUACACGAGCUUCGCGAACCUGAAAACUCACCAACUACGUCACACAGGGGAGCGGCCGUUCCCCUG